AGCUGGGGCUGGCGAGCUUAGCUGCUCCAGGUCUCGCGGCGGCGCCUCCGAGGGACCCGGGCCGCGGGGUGGAGGCGGGAGGCGCGCGGCGGAGUCGCUUGGCGAUGGUGGGCGUCCCUGGAGCGGCCGCCUUCCAGAUUGGUGCUGAGAAAAGAGUGCCAGCAAUGCCUGGAUCGCCUGUGGAAGUGAAGAUACAGUCAAGAUCCUCACCUCCCACCAUGCCACCCCUCCCACCAAUAAAUCCCGGGGGACCCAGACCAGUGUCAUUUACUCCAACAGCAUUAAGCAAUGGCAUCAACCAUUCUCCUCCCACCUUGAAUGGUGCCCCAUCACCACCACAGAGAUUCAGCAAUGGUCCUGCCUCUUCCACAUCAUCUGCACUAACAAAUCAACAGUUGCCAGCCACUUGUGGUGCUCGGCAACUCAGCAAGUUGAAACGCUUCCUUACCACGCUGCAACAGUUUGGCAAUGACAUUUCACCUGAGAUUGGGGAGAAGGUGCGGACUCUCGUUCUAGCGCUGGUGAACUCAACAGUAACAAUUGAAGAAUUCCAUUGCAAGCUCCAAGAGGCUACAAACUUUCCUCUUCGUCCUUUUGUGAUUCCAUUCCUCAAGGCCAACUUGCCCCUGCUGCAGCGAGAACUGCUGCACUGUGCUCGAGCCGCCAAGCAGACCCCGUCCCAGUACCUGGCGCAGCACGAGCACCUUCUGCUCAACACAAGUAUUGCAUCACCUUCAGACUCUUCAGAGCUGCUCAUGGAAGUGCAUGGAAACGGAAAGAGGCCCAGUCCGGAGAGGAGGGAAGAAAGCAGUUUUGAAAGAGAAACAAUUCCUCCCGAGCCUCCUGCCAAGAGAGUGUGCACCAUCAGCCCUGCUCCCCGGCACAGUCCUGCCCUCACUGUGCCCCUCAUGAAUCCUGGGGGCCAGUUCCAUCCUACUCCUCCACCUCUUCAGCACUACACGUUAGAAGAUAUUGCAACUUCACACCUGUAUCGUGAGCCCAAUAAGAUGCUAGAACAUCGAGAAGUUCGUGAUAGACACCACAAUCUCAGUCUAAAUGGAGGCUAUCAAGAUGAGUUGGUAGACCACCGUUUGACAGAAAGGGAAUGGGCUGAUGAAUGGAAACAUCUCGACCAUGCUCUGAACUGCAUUAUGGAAAUGGUAGAGAAGACAAGGCGCUCCAUGGCAGUCCUGCGGCGCUGUCAGGAAUCUGAUCGCGAAGAACUCAACUACUGGAAAAGACGCUAUAACGAAAACACAGAGAUGAGGAAGACGGGGAGCGAGCUGGUCUCCAGGCAGCACAGUCCUGGGAGUGCAGAUUCUCUCAGCAAUGAUUCUCAGCGAGAAUUCAACAGUAGGCCAGGAACAGGAUAUGUACCUGUGGAGUUUUGGAAAAAAACUGAAGAAGCUGUGAAUAAGGUGAAAAUUCAGGCCAUGUCGGAAGUACAGAAAGCCGUUGCUGAGGCAGAGCAAAAAGCCUUUGAAGUGAUUGCAACAGAGAGAGCUCGGAUGGAGCAAACCAUAGCGGACGUCAAGCGGCAGGCUGCGGAGGACGCCUUCCUCGUCAUAAAUGAGCAGGAGGAGUCGACAGAGAACUGUUGGAACUGUGGCCGCAAGGCCAGCGAGACCUGCAGUGGCUGCAACAUCGCACGGUACUGCGGCUCUUUCUGCCAGCACAAGGACUGGGAGCGGCACCACCGCCUCUGUGGCCAGAACCUGCACGGCCAGAGUCCCCACAGCCAGAGCCGGCCACUGCUUCCUGGAGGGAGGGGCUCCUCGGCCAGGUCCACCGACUGCAGCGUGCCGAGCCCAGCUCUGGACAAGACCUCGGCCACCACCUCACGCUCCUCAACACCUGCCUCUGUGACAGCCAUCGACACCAAUGGACUCUGAGCCCCAGACUCCCUUCCCUCUGAUGACCUCACAGCAUGGCAAACAAUGGCACAGGGGGCCUGGCAGUUUGAACCAGUGCAAUUCGCUGUGGGUCAUCGCACCGAGUGCAGUGGAGGCAGAAGAGGGAGAGCCCAGCCAGCGCUGCUCCGCAGCCCCUCCGGACGCCUGCUCGCUUCCCGUGUGUCCUUGCGGGGCGGGGGCUGGUGUGCCAUUCUCUGGGCACACAGGCAGCUAGCCAGAGCCACUCCUCCUCCCUUGGCUUCCAUGUUUGUUCCUGUUCCCGCUGAAACUGGCGUGGCCGUCCCCUUCUCAGUAGAGACCACCAGCUCCUCUCCCUGCCUCUUGAGGCAGCAGACCGCCAGAGGUGCCCGGCUGGGCUGGAGGGGGCUCGCCCCACGCACUGCCACCUGCUCCACCGCCCUCCCGUGGCAGAGGCCUUGAGGCUGACAGCGGGCUGUGGAGGAGAUCCCCUCCGACCGGGGUGGCCCCUCUUGCCCUGGGCUCUUUAGCCGCAUUUCCACCUUCAGCAGAUGCCACGGGUUAGCCCCACCCGGACACGGGUAGGCGGAAGCAGCACUCAGGACCCUCUCCUCGACCCUGCUGUUCAGACUUGUUAAGAGUCAGAGAUCACAGGAAAUAAGUCACCAUUUCACUAAAAGCACCCAUAAUGAUGAAAAACAAAUAAAAACUUCCUCCAAGCAUCGCAGAUCAUUUUGGACAAGAUUUUCCAACCUGGCUUGCUACUUUAGUUUGGGACUCAUUUUUUUCUCUCUUACUUGAUUUUGCUUAUGCAGAAAUAGUUUCCAGCGCAUGGAUUGGUCUGAGGGAGAAUGAGACUCAACGUGGAUAGUCUGUUCUCUCUGAGCAUGUUGGCCAAACUAGUAUCGUCAAACCAUUGAAUGGAUUAUCUAUUGGAAAUGCAGAACCUUUUGUCACCGCUUGGCUGUUUGCACAGUCGUCUUGUUCUGUGUCCCUUUUAUCUCAGACCGCGCGUGUCCAGAUCACUGUGUGGAUCUUCUCGUGGUCUCUCUUUGGCCCCUGUUGAGCUAUGGUUGUCCCGUAGGAUGUGAUGUGCUGCGGCCUGGACCUGCCUCAGCAGUCAAGGCCUGCUCACAUCUCAGCAGCCUUCCUGGACCUGAAAGAAUUCUUCAGACCGCGUCCAUAGUACAUAGGAUGUCAGCUUAGUAUCAGGCAGACAGUCUCGCUUUCCCUUAUAGUAUCCAUUUGAUAUCUUCCCUCUCUGAGCUAAGAAAAGUUCUGUGAGAUGUGACAACCAUUUUGAGAGAGGCUCACUAAUUUUUCUUCCCAUCAUCAGGGAGUUUUCCAGAUUCUUACCUGGCUCUCCAAAUGUGACAUUGUCUAUAUACCCCUUUUAAAAUAUUAGGAACUGACACACAUAUUCUCCCGUGCCAUUUGUGUUUUGUUGGGAUCCCAGGACCCUGACCCUCUCACCUUCCACCUCCAAGCCUCUAGCACCCUCUUGCCCCAAAAAAUCGGUUGGGGUGAGUUGGUUGGCCCUGCUCCUGCUGGCCCAUGAAAGCCCAGCUUUAGAUGGCUACCUUCUGUGCGCUGACCAGAGGGAAAUAAAAACUCUGCCUCGUCAAGGAAAAAGGGAUCAGUGUAGUAGCGUUGUCCUCACAUACAAGUGUAUUUUACUGCAGGAACUUUUACGUCCCUAAUUUACCUAAAGCUUUUCUGUGUUACAAAGGAAUUCAGUGCCAGGCACCUUUAAAAUACCUGGGUUCCCAGUGCAUAAAGUAAUGUUAUUUAUUCAUUAAACUGGAACUCCUUAAACUGCAGCAGUUGGUGGGGCAUCCUGACUUCAACAGGAAGGAAAUUAGUACCCGGGGCAGGACUAGCCUACAUUUACAUGAGACAUGGGGUGUCCCGUGAGGAGGUCAUGGAGCCUGUAAAAUCAGAGCAAGCGGGUAUCUCGCUAUCUCGUGGUACUCAUUGGGUCUGUUCCAGGUCACUGUCUUUUCAUUGGCGAGAUGAGCACCUGGACAUGUUCUUUAUAGCUUCAGGUGGCUACAGGACUAGCCAGGGCCCACUGUCAAUUUCUGUAGCUAAGGUUUCAGUUAGUGUGCGGGUCCUAGCUGACUGUUGUGGGUUGUGGUUCUCCUGACAGCCAAGUUGGCAGCGUUGCUAUGAUGCUGUUCUUGACCGCUUUGCUCACGUGCUGCCCGGAAGCCACGUUGAAAAACUGGGUUCAUAGUCCACACUGUAGUUCUCAGACUUUCUGCUGUGUUCAUUUUGGUCACUUUCACAUCUAGGUUGAUCGGGCAUCUGACCAAGACUUCCCAUUUAGUUGUAAAGAACCCCUUUCUUCAGCUCCCUCCUGAAAUUCUCCUGCUAUAUCUGGUUGGGAGGAGGGCCACUGCCUUGGGGCGGGGGCUGCAGGGACAGGGGUGACUGAAUCCAGCUUCCCCACUUGGUCUCCAGUGUCUGCUCACCAUCCCAGCCACCAGGCUUGGAGUACAAGUUCAGGCUUCCCACUUUCAUCUAGUUAGACUUACCAUAUCUCGAUACAGUCGGGCUGCUUAGAGACCAGUCUUUAUAGUUAAUAUUUGGGGGGAGGGGGAGAGAAAAGACAGAAGGGAUGGGAGGGGUGGUACUGGAGGUGUCGUCAGGGCAGUCCCAGGCUCUUCAAUAUGAUCGUAGAAAUGAAAAGCGAGUGUGACGUGUGCCUGCCCACCCAUCAGAGCACAUCUGGAGGAUGAGGCCAGUGCUCAGCACCACCCACUGAGGAGUGAUGGGACUUCAUUGCCCUCCGCUUGCGGGAAAUGUUUGCAGGAACCAGAGAAGGCCGGAGUAGUGGCCAACCCAGGAGCCAUCUUUAAAUGUUCUGAGGGAUGGCUGAGGGCUGAAUCUUCAUACCCUCAGACCCCCUUUGGGUCCCCACCACCUGCACCAUGCCUGACUGCCCAGUGGUGAAAAUGGACUCGAGAAGUUGGUUCAUUCCACCUGAUCAGGAAUAGGCACCCCACCCUGUGAGCUGCGAGUGUGAAUGGGACUUCCACUGUGGAAGGUCCCUGCAGCUCCAGGGGUGGGCCUCUGGCAGAUGUGCUCAGGCAGUCACGUGAGCCUCAGGUCACAGAGCGAGUGGAUCUUGGACACUGCUGAGCCCUACAUGUCUCAGUGGAUCGAAGUCUGGAACCCAGACGCAUCUACCUGGCACAGAUUGGUGUCAUGUUGGCUGCAGUGUGGACCUCCUUUGCCCAUCUGGGCUUACUAGUCCCCAGGAACUCCUCACUUCUUGUUGUCAACACGAACAUCUUCAGCUUCUAGACAGAAAAUCUACAUUUUACUCUCUAUGGCCUUGUUCCAAAGUCAGAUUGAACCCCAGGGCUGUCUCCUGCUUGAAAGGGUGUAGACCUUAUUCUGGAUAGUUCCAGAAGCUAUCUCAGCAAGUGGAGUUGAAGGUUCAGCAAGAUUAUUGGAAUUGGUGUGGUAGUGAUUUCUUCAGAACGAAAGCAUAAAUAAUGACCAGGUAGCCACUUGUCCUGGAAACUGUAGAAGGGGUUGUGGAUUGAAUAAAUCAUUUAGAAUACAUCGAAGCUUUCUUCAGAACUGGUGUCAGAACCAGGUCAGUAGACCAAGCCAACUUAGUUUUGUUUUUUGGGGUUUUUGGUUUUUUGUUUUUAAGCUAUUUACAGAGAACUGGGUGGUGGCAUGUUUGAACCAAAUGUAAGAAAAGCCACAGGGACCUGGACUGUGCCAGCAUGGGCCUGACGGCCAGGUGUCCGGGAGGGGUCUUGUCUGGGGUGGGGAGUGGGGACUGGGCGAGCCAGCCCGGAGUGUCUAGUUCUUAUGAAACCAAAACAUUGACAGCCUGCCUCUUUGCCCACAUGCAUUGACAUGCUCAUUUCCAAAGAUGAUGGUGCAGGUGACCUUUUCCAUCGUGAGCCAGACGGUUGGGAGGCCUGAGGGUGGACCUUGCAUCCCCCUUCUCCACAACCCCAGAAAUGGCACUUCCCCUGCAGACCCCAUCUGGUCAGGCCCACGACUGCCCAGUGUACACUCGCUGAUGCUUAUACCAAAUAGGGCAUGUGCGGCUGGCGGCUGGCGGGGGCAGCCCCGUCCCGCGUUGGAGUUGGCAGAGAAAAGCAGCAAUAAGCAUUAGGUGAAUGAUUGAAAGUGCCAUUUGGCUCAGCGGCCUUUGGUCUACUUCCACGGCUUUCCAAGUUCCUGAUGAGGCUACAAAAGCUCCCGUCCAUAAAAGAAAGCCAAUAAUGUAAAUAAAAAAACUAUGCCUCCAACCGUGGAUUUUAAAGGGGGAUGAUGAAUGUGAAACCACCCACAGGAUGCGGUAGUCUGGUUUUUCUGUGCUUGGUCAUUUUACUCUGAUAGCAAUUUUUGUUACUUAACUCUGUGCAUAACUUAUUUAAUGUACUGUAUAAAUGAACCAAAACUGUUAAAUAUGUAUUUAGUUUGUUCUACUUAAAGUAGUCAAUAAAAAGGCUAUAUUCCU
Messenger RNA from Suricata suricatta (meerkat), 6363 nucleotides. It is a transcript of the gene CBFA2T2, whose product is annotated as CBFA2/RUNX1 partner transcriptional co-repressor 2. Bases 105 to 1892 code for a protein of 595 amino acids. The record is from RefSeq and is a predicted model, not a curated record. Gene Ontology annotation, molecular function: transcription corepressor activity. Gene Ontology annotation, cellular component: nucleus. The transcript is spliced from 11 exons. Lineage: Eukaryota; Metazoa; Chordata; Mammalia; Carnivora; Herpestidae. Gene Ontology annotation, biological process: negative regulation of DNA-templated transcription; DNA-templated transcription.